This is a messenger RNA of Alternaria rosae, 2105 nucleotides long. Its product is annotated as lipid phosphate phosphatase 1. Gene Ontology annotation, molecular function: phosphatidate phosphatase activity. Lineage: Eukaryota; Fungi; Ascomycota; Dothideomycetes; Pleosporales; Pleosporaceae. The record is from RefSeq and is a predicted model, not a curated record. Gene Ontology annotation, biological process: phospholipid metabolic process. The transcript is spliced from 4 exons. Bases 436 to 1977 code for a protein of 513 amino acids.
CCAAGGCCGAGUUGAAUUGGCGCUGAUCUCGAGGCGGCUAGCCCUGCUGUUGUGGAGAGAGCCAAGUCUGGGAGCGCGUCAGCUCAAUCCUCACAGCCACAAGCUGAGCACGGAGACGCUGCGUAGUCGGCCCUGCACUUCUACACAUCCUCCCUACCCACGGCGUUGCUGACCCGGGGCAACUCAACUGCAUUCCGACAUUCCCCACUGUCUUUUAUCUUCUCGCUGACUCUGCAUUUCCCUUUCCUUGUCCUCUCCGCCCCUGCGCCAUCCCCCAGGAGGGUCGCAUGUCUGGUGCCGUCGUUUGCGGACCCCCGAAAACAUUCACGCCUACAUUUUCGCAUAGUGCAAUACUACGAUACUAGAGCAGUCGACUGCCAUUGAGCCUGGGAGAGUGACGAAGCAUUCGCGAUUGGCUGGGUCCUGUAGCGCAUCAUGGACGACUGGACGUCGAAACAGCUCCCUGAGCGCCUUCCCUUCUCCAAGAAGCGCCUUCCUAAGAAGGUCAUCUUCUCAUAUAUUGGCGACUAUCUCAUCAUAUUUGUUCUCAUAGUAGCUUUUACCAUUGUCGACAAGAUCCCGCCCUUCCACCAGCACUUCGCCCUCGAAAACUACACCCUGCAUUACCCCUUCGCCGAACAUGAGCGCGUACCCGUCCCGUGGCUAUGCGUCUACGUUAUCCUCGCUCCCGCUGCGGUCAUCGCACUCUACACAAUGGUCAUCGAUGGGCUCUUCUCACACCAGACGACAAUGCCCGCAGGUAGGGCUGGUAUCAAGCGCCUAUCAGGAAGAUAUCGAUUUAAGGAUCGAUUGUGGGAAUUGAACUGUGGCAUCCUUGGCCUUGGCUUGAGCGUUGGCGCCGCCUUCACCAUCACCGGAGCCUUGAAGAACGCCAUUGGCAAGCCGCGGCCGGAUCUGAUCAGCCGUUGCAUCGUCGAUGAAACCAAGGUCAACCUUGCAAAAUACGCAUUGCAAACCAUCGACAUCUGCAAGCAGACUGACAAUUACAUUCUACAAGAUGGUUUCAAAAGCUUCCCCUCUGGGCACAGCAGCGUCUCCUUUGCCGGUCUCUUCUACCUCUCCAUCUACCUCGCUGGAAAGCUACACGUUCUCGAUGCCAAGGGCGAAGUCUGGAGAACCUUCCUCGUCAUGGUUCCUGCCCUCGGAGCUGCUCUGAUUACAGGAACCCGUAUCAUGGAUGCCCGUCACCACCCAUUCGACGUCCUCUCCGGCGCCCUACUCGGCAUACUCGUAUCCUGGGGCUCCUACCGCCAAUACUUCCCUCCCGUCUCCGAGACAUGGCGCAAGGGACGCGCCUACCCCAUUCGAGCUUGGGGCCAGGCAUCGCGCGCACCACCGCAGCCCACGAUCAUGGUCGACGAGGAUGUACAACCACUACAGCGCAUGGCCAAGCCGGUGGACGAGGAACGCGGAGAAGCGUCUGGUUACUCCUCUACAACGGCAGUGCCUGAAGGUAGCGGCGAACAUACAGGCAACGUCUUCCGCCAACAAAUCCACAACUCGCAACGCAGACGCCAGGAAUCCGGAUCCCAGUACGGCGUUGAUCGCAGCGAUACAGCAGCAUCGAGCAACUACCGAACCGGCACAAUGGGGUCCACCAUGACGUCGAAAGUGCACACAUACCAGAAUCAAUUGCCAGCCACAAAUCCCUUCGCAGUAGAUGUUGCGCGCCAACGCCAAAUGGACACUUAUGACUACUCGUCUUCAGAAGAUGACGACAACUUUGAAUUGCAAUCAAGGGCAGGCGUGUACAACCCAGUAAAUGGCAGGCUGACGGAUACGGGAUACCACCCGCCAGUGGGUCUUUCCCCGGUGCCUACACCACCACCUCCGGUCAAUACCAUCAUACCGAACCAGCAGACAACGAUGUCACCUACGGGAGAUUUGGCGGAUAGGAGAGGCGCGCCACCAAUGCCUCCGCCACAUGCUAUAAGUACGGCGCCUCAGCAGAUAUGAUCAGAAAAACGAAAAGCCUUGUUUAGCAGAACGCCCGGAGUUGUUUUCUAGACAUGCGAUCAAGCAUAUGUUAGCAUGUUAGUGUAUUGAAUAUACGUGUAAUCUUCACCCAAGCAUGAUCAAGACGU